AUGGCGGCUCUCCUUCGCUCGCUUUGCACCAAAAGGGCUCCUGUUCACAUUGGUCGCAUGUGUUACUCUUCUUCAGCGCCCACCACAAAGCUGUUUAUCGAUGGCAAGUUUGUCGAGUCUAACACAUCAGAAUGGAUUGAUAUUCAUAAUCCGGCCACAAAUGAAGUGGUCUCUCGUGUUCCCAAAGCCACCCAGGAGGAGAUGAACGCUGCAGCCGAGUCCUGCUCCAGAGCCUUCACCUCCUGGUCCGAAACGUCCGUCCUCAGCAGGCAGCAGGUCUUCCUCCGCUACCAGCAGAUCAUCAAGGACAACAUCAAAGAGCUGGCUAAGAGCAUCACACUGGAGCAGGGGAAAACUCUGGCCGACGCGGAGGGAGACGUGUUCAGAGGACUCCAGGUGGUCGAGCACGCCUGCAGCAUCACGUCGCUGAUGCUGGGCGAGACCUUACCGUCCAUCACCAAAGACAUGGACACGUACACCUACCGGCUGCCUCUGGGCGUGUGUGCCGGGAUCGCCCCCUUCAACUUCCCCGCCAUGAUCCCACUGUGGAUGUUCCCGCUCGGAAUGGUCUGUGGAAACACGUACCUGAUGAAGCCCUCGGAGCGCGUCCCCGGCUGCACUAUGCUCCUGGCCAAGAUGCUGCAGGACUCUGGGGCUCCAGACGGGACCCUGAACAUCAUCCACGGGCAGCACGCAGCUGUGAAUUUCGUCUGUGAUCACCCUUCCAUUAAAGCCAUCAGCUUUGUGGGAUCAAACCAGGCUGGAGAAUACAUCUACGAACGCGGCUCCAAGAACGGAAAGAGAGUACAGUCCAACAUGGGAGCCAAGAACCACGGCGUGGUGCUUCCCGACGCCAACAAGGAGAACACGCUGAACCAGCUGGUGGGCGCUGCCUUCGGGGCGGCUGGACAGCGCUGCAUGGCCCUGUCCACUGCCAUCUUUGUGGGGGAGUCUCGGGAGUGGCUGCCGGAGCUGGUGGAGCGCUCAAAGACACUGCGGGUGAAUGCAGGAGACCAGCCGGGAGCAGACGUAGGGCCGCUGAUCUCCCCUGAGGCCAAGAAACGUGUGGAGUCCCUGAUCCAAGCUGGAGUGGAUGAGGGGGCCCAGGUGCUGCUUGACGGCAGGAAUGUUCACGUCAAAGGAUAUGAAAACGGAAACUUUGUGGGACCCACCAUUCUCAACAAGGUCAAGCCGGACAUGACCUGCUACAAAGAGGAGAUCUUCGGCCCAGUCCUGGUUGUGCUGGAGGCAGACAGUCUGGACGACGCCAUUUCUUUGAUCAACAACAAUCCCUACGGAAACGGAACGGCCAUCUUUACCAACAACGGAGCCGCAGCGCGAAAGUUCACACAUGGAGUGGACGUGGGCCAGAUCGGAGUGAACGUCCCCAUCCCAGUGCCUCUGCCCAUGUUCUCCUUCACCGGCUCCAGAGGCUCCUUCAGGGGAGAUACCAACUUCUACGGCAAACAGGGCAUCCAGUUCUACACUCAGAUCAAAACUGUGACAUCGCAGUGGAAAGCAGAGGACGCCACUGUGACCAGCCCUGCCGUCACCAUGCCAACCAUGGGCCGCUAA
Molecule: messenger RNA, 1575 nt
Organism: Knipowitschia caucasica
Lineage: Eukaryota; Metazoa; Chordata; Actinopteri; Gobiiformes; Gobiidae
Source: the annotation of a GenBank genome assembly